Molecule: messenger RNA, 1158 nt
Organism: Suhomyces tanzawaensis NRRL Y-17324
Lineage: Eukaryota; Fungi; Ascomycota; Pichiomycetes; Serinales; Debaryomycetaceae
Exons: 2
Coding region: 1-1158 (385 amino acids)
Source: RefSeq, a predicted model, not a curated record
AUGUCACUACAUCUGUUUGGCUCAGGUAAGAGUGAUGAUCAGGCUAGUUACGCAGGAAGCACCAACAGUGAGCCGGAUGUACCAACAAGAUCGGUCAACAUCAUCCUUGAUCAUACUGCAUUUGUCAGAGGGAUUGGAAACAUAAAGAGAUGGUUCAAUGAAGAGUAUGUCAAGGCAAACCAUUCCCAUGACCUAGACACCAAAAUUCUAUUGAACAUGUACAUUCCAUCGUACACCUUGCACGAGUUUGAUUUCGUCAAAAAGGGUAUCUCAAUGACUGCUACCAAUGCUAGGGAAGCAAUCAGGUUCAUCGACAAGUUCAUUGAAAAGGAAGAACAAGGGACUGUUAGUCUGCUGGGACAGCUCGUCCACCGGAUCUACCUCGAGUCUCCACGCGAGGCAGGACCCAACUGGGAAAAAUGCCAGAAAUAUCAAGUUCAUACCCCGAAAAUCCGUGACUUUCCCAACUUCAAAACCAAGUUCGAUUCCCAUUUGUUGGGUCACCAACCUGUAAUGGAGAGAAAAGGUCACGAUGACCUUGAUGACUUGACUAAUAAUUUUAGCAACUCCUUUUCGUUGAGAGAAAGCCACAAGACCAACGAUAUCCAGUACGAAAACUCGGCAUCUUAUCAGAAUGCCCUAGCAAACUCUGACCAGGAUGCCAUUAUGCCUGCACGUUUGAGGUAUUUAAUCCGCUCGUGUAUAUACAAGCGGUUUAUCGAAAAAUCCGUAAGCAAGAAUCCAGCUGAACAGUGGAAAUUGGUGACUGAAGACCCGAUCACCAAGAUCUGGGCCAGAUGUUUCGGGAUCGACUGUUUCAAUGUCAACGAAACCGAGGUGCUCAUGUUUCAGAACCAUGAUGUCAACCUGAUCGAGCUAUACAACCCACUCCUCGAUUUCUCGGCGCACGAUGAAGGUGAGCACGAGAGUAAUAUCCUUCGGAGCACCAUCGAUACCACCCAGUACAGGUACGAGAGCAUUGACCAGAGACCCAAGUUCAAGAAUGUAGCUGGUGCAAAGGCACGCAAGAGGAAAACCCGCCAAGUAGAUGGGGUUGUCAGAGAAGGUUAUGGAGUUGCUGGCGAUCAGGUCAAGAUGGAGCGUUUUGAUGCCAUUAAUUAUGCUCCACGGGGCACUGGAGAAUUGUGGAAGCCAUAA